Aedes aegypti (yellow fever mosquito) is the source of this 730-nucleotide messenger RNA. RefSeq names its product ADP-ribosylation factor-like protein 2. Gene Ontology annotation, biological process: protein folding. Gene Ontology annotation, cellular component: cytoplasm; microtubule cytoskeleton. The transcript is spliced from 2 exons. The record is from RefSeq and is a predicted model, not a curated record. The coding region runs from base 120 to 674 and encodes 184 amino acids. Lineage: Eukaryota; Metazoa; Arthropoda; Insecta; Diptera; Culicidae. Gene Ontology annotation, molecular function: GTPase activity; GTP binding.
GUUUGUAAACAGUUUUACGAAUCCGGUCGCAACCUUUUUGUAGUUUUCAGCAAUCUCGACAUUUUUUUUUAGGAAUUUAAGUGAAUAUUUCCGUUAUUUAUUGUAGUAUUCAACUCAAAAUGGGAUUUUUAACGAUACUCAAGAAAAUGAAGCAAAAAGAAAAGGAAAUGCGAAUACUGUUGCUGGGUCUGGACAAUGCAGGGAAAACGACAAUCCUCAAGCGGUUCAACGGGGAACCGAUCGAUCAGAUAUCGCCGACCCUGGGGUUCAACAUAAAAACGCUGGAGUACAACAACUACACGCUGAACAUGUGGGACGUGGGUGGCCAAAAGUCGCUCCGAUCCUACUGGAGGAACUAUUUCGAGUGCACCGAUGGCCUGGUCUGGGUGGUGGACAGUACCGAUCGGAUGCGUAUGGAAUCGUGCCGGGAGGAGCUUGCCGUGCUGCUGCAGGAGGAACGACUCGCGGGAGCCACAUUGCUGGUGCUGGCCAACAAACAGGAUCUUCCCGGGGCGUUGACGGCCAACGAAAUCCGGGAAGUUCUACAGCUGGAAAAGAUCGAAACACACCAUUGGGCGAUUCACGGAGUAAGUGCCGUGACCGGGGGGAAACUGGUCGAGGCCAUCGAUUGGCUGGUGGACGAUAUUUCAAAACGAAUUUUUACGCUAGACUAGAGGAUAGCAAACGGUAAGUGAUGUAUUCCAUAAACAAUAUUUAUUUUCAAGCUUAA